This is a messenger RNA of Rubroshorea leprosula, 480 nucleotides long. The record is from the annotation of a GenBank genome assembly. NCBI's taxonomy places the organism in Eukaryota, Viridiplantae, Streptophyta, Magnoliopsida, Malvales, Dipterocarpaceae.
ACCCUACUCUGCUAUCUCAGUUUCCCUUGCCUCACUGAUCCCACGGUAUUCGCGCCGCGUCGAGAUGCCUUCUAACGUAGCCAAAAACCGCGCCUCUCUCCGCUCCGGUGCCGAUGACGGUCUCAUCGCCAGGCUGUCCCGCACCGUUUCCAACUCGCCGAUAACCGUCGCUACCAGACAAGCAGCGACCGAUGCGAAGGUGGUCACGAAGAAGCUGCUGUGGAGCACGGGAAGAGCAGCGUGGAUUGCUGGAACGACGUUUCUCAUCCUGGCGGUGCCGCUCAUCAUCGAGAUGGACCGCGAGCAGCAGUUUAACGAAUUGGAGUUGCAGCAGCAGAGCCUCCUCGGUACUCCGCCUCUGGCUUCUGCUCUCAAGUAAACUCGAUCGCAUUUUAUCUGCUAGGGUUUUCUUUAGGGCUAUUCUUCAUUUAGUUAAAGAACGAAACUUGAUGUCUUCUUCAAUACAAUUGUUAUGAAAUU